Symbiodinium pilosum is the source of this 477-nucleotide messenger RNA. NCBI's taxonomy places the organism in Eukaryota, Dinophyceae, Suessiales, Symbiodiniaceae. The record is from the annotation of a GenBank genome assembly.
AUGCCACGAGAGAUGCCAGAUAGCAGUGAGCGGACUAUGCAAGACCCUCGAGAAUCUGAGCUGCUGUGGUUGCAAACUGAGAACCAGCGGCUAACAAGCGAGAAUGAGGUCUUGCAUCAGAUCAACGACAAGCUCCGACACGUCACCGAGCAACGGCUCUCCAGAGCAUCCGGAGCACCAACCCAUGAACAAAGUCUGCAGCCCAGCAGAGGCAGACACGAAUUGUGUGGUUGGCGCCCAACGUUGAGAAGUCAUGAGGGGACUCACGUCAGCUAUAAGGAACGGAAUAGUGAGCAAGGCCGGAACGACCACGAGCCCAGCACUUCCAGUCAUCGGUGGUCCCAGCGGCAAGAGGAUGCAGCUGGAAACCAGCAAAAUGCGUGGAGUGGUAAUUACACCCACCGCUAUGCUAGAAGCUGGCAGGAGGACCAAGCUGGUUCUAGCAAUUCCUGGUGGGAGGACGAAGUUGACUCGUAA